CAGAGCUCCGCAGCGCCGGGUCCCGCCCCUUCCAGAGGGCCAAGGCGGCGGUCUGCGGAGCACUCUCGCCCGCCGGCCGCUGGCGGCCGGCGAGGUCUGGCCGAUGCCCGGAGCGCCAGGCUCUGACGGGGGACGCUAUUUGCUCAGUUCCUCCUCCAUCUUUCCAGAUCCCAGCCAGUCACAGGACAGCCAUGAGCCUGGUGGCCUGCGAAUGCCUGCCUAACUCAGGCCUGGAGCCUGAGCUCUGCUCACGACCACGGUCUCAGGCCUGUACUUACCUGGAGCAGAUUCGAAGCCGCGUGGCUGCAGGGGCAGUGGACAUGACCAAGUGUGACUACCUGGUGGAUGCCGCCACACAGAUCCGGCUGGCCCUGGAGCGUGAUGUUAGCGAGGACUACGAGGCAGCCUUUAACCAUUACCAGAAUGGCGUGGAUGUGCUGCUCCGUGGUGUGCAUGUUGACCCCAACAAGGAGCGGCGAGAGGCAGUAAAGCUGAAAAUUACCAAGUACCUGCGGCGGGCUGAGGAGAUCUUCAACUGCCACCUGCAGCGGAGGCUGGGUAGCGGGUGCAGCCCUGACACGGGGUUCAGCAGCCUGCGGCUCCGACCCAUCCGCACACUGAGCUCUGCCCUGGAGCAGCUGAGGGGCUGCCGCGUGGUUGGGGUCAUCGACAAGGUGCAGCUGGUCCAGGAUCCAGCAACUGGAGGGACGUUCGUGGUGAAGAGUCUGCCCAGGUGCCACGUAGCGAGCCGGGAGCGGCUGACUGUCAUCCCGCACGGGGUUCCCUACAUGACAAAGCUGCUGCGGUACUUCGUGAGUGAGGACUCCAUCUUCUUGCACCUGGAGCAUGUGCAAGGAGGCACUCUCUGGUCCCACCUGCUCUCUCAGGGACAGUCCCAGCACUCUGGCCUGAGGUCUGGCUCCACUCAGAAGAUGAGAUCCCAGCUCAACACGUGCCUCAGCCUCCUGACCUCAGCACGGCUUCCCCAAUCGUGCAGGACCAUCGUGCAGGACAUAAUCCCACCGGAGCAUCCUCGGACUUCUCAGAGCCUUCCCCCAUCCACCCCAGUUGGGGACACGCUGUCCCGCAGGUCCCAGAGAGAGCCUGAAAGUAAAUCCAUAGCCAGGACCAGCACUUCCUGCUCCUCAGAGCUCCCAAAAGCACCAAGUGGCCCCUUGCACCCACAAGCCAGGCGGGCUGGCCAGAGUGCAGCUCCUGGGCCCCCUUGGGUUCGUGAGGGUGCCAGCCGGGUCCUGGGGGGCUGUGGCCGAGGCAGAGGUCACAGCUAUCCAGCAGUGGACAGGUCCAGCCUGAUAUGUGGCUGGGCUGUCUGGAGUGUGAGGGAGGAGCAGGUGAAGCAGUGGGCGGCUGAGCUGCUGUUGGCACUGGAGGCGCUACACGAGCAGGGGGUGCUAUGCCGGGACCUCAACCCCCGGAACCUGCUCCUGGAUCAGGCAGGUCAUAUCCGUCUCACAUAUUUUGGCCAGUGGUCAGAGGUGGAGCCCCAGUGCUGCAGAGAGGCUAUGGACCAUCUAUACAGUGCCCCAGAGGUGGGUGGGAUUGCUGAGCUGACUGAAGCCUGUGACUGGUGGAGCUUUGGCGCAAUACUGUAUGAACUGCUGACAGGAAUGGCAUUGUCCCAGAGCCACCCCUCAGGAUUCCAGGCCCACACCCAUCUCCAGCUGCCGGAGGGGCUCAGUCACCCAGCAGCCUCACUGCUGACUGAGGUGAGCUACAGCCUGGCCUAGAGGCGACUUCCUGGCCUAUGGGCAGCGGGCUGCUGCAGUUUGAUCCCAUGAGGCGCCUGGGGGCCAGAGGAGGUGGUGUCAGCAAACUCAAGUCCCACCCCUUUUUCAGUACUAUCCCGUGGAGCAGACUGGCAGGGUAAGAGGGGCAGAGCCGGCAAUGGAAAACGUUGGCCUGGCCUGUAUCUCCUCUGUCUCUGCCUAUCACCUGGGCUGGGCCCUCUGCUCAGUGAGCUUCCGGCCAAGGAUGUAGGGCCUUUCCUGCUCAGCUCCGUUUGGGCCUCAGAAGCAGUUAUUGCCAUCGCUCCAGAAGGGCCAUCCACAGAGAAGCUACAAGGGGCAGCAGGGCUCACCCUUCCAUCCAUGUCGACAGACACCUGUUGGGCACACCCAGCACCUUUAACACAGACCUGCCUCGCUCAAGGGUACCGCUUUCCAUCGCAUAGCUCUGAACUGACCGCCUGCUGAGCCUACCUCAAGGUCUUGUGACACUCACUGCCACUUGCGACAUCUCUAGAGACUCAUCUCAGGUCACUGGCUCAGUGGACCCAAACUAGGGCUGUCCUGUCGUGAGAGUGGACUGCUCCCCAGAAGCUGUCUACAGAGUGGGGUGGGUGGGGGUAGGAUGAUGCCUCUCCACUCCUGCUCAGGCUCCUGAUUUGUGAUUUCAGGUUUUGGAGAGCAAAAAGGGGGAGGGGGAAAGACAGGCACAGUUCUGCCACUAAGCCCACAUUUGAAGAAACGAAAAAGCGUCCUCAGCUGGCCCAGCUGUGUCGGGGGCGCCCGUCCCAUGGGUCUGAAAUGGGUGAGGUAGCUAAGGCAGAUCAUGCCCAUCAGGAUUUCCAUCUUAGGAGUUGGUUCUCUUCAGCUUUCUGCAUUUUGGUCAUCAAAUGCUACUCAAUUCACUGCCCACCCUGAUUCCACUCUUAGAAUGAGAAACCACAAAACACGUGGAAUGAUUACUCUUUGUCAGAAGCAAGCUGCUUCUGGUCUCUGAAGAACUGGGGUGAGUACCUCAAAGACAACUCCUCCCAGGUUUGAGGGCUCCUUUCAGGACUCACCUGUCACUGGGCUGUGGCAUCAAGACAAACUUCACUAUAUCUCUGGCCCACCUCCUUCCUACCAGUCUCCAUCACCACCAGGUGGAGCCACUGACGCAGGACAUUCGAGGCUCGAAAGCCAACUCUUGAGCCACACCAACUAAGAGAGGAUGGAAAGCACAGCCUGCAGCCAACUCCCUUUGGUCUGUGUCUUGGCUCUCCCUGGGGCUUGCCCAUCCCUUAAUAAAACCCGCUCUUCCUGUGA
Cavia porcellus (domestic guinea pig) is the source of this 3050-nucleotide messenger RNA. It is a transcript of the gene Rps6kl1, whose product is annotated as ribosomal protein S6 kinase like 1. NCBI's taxonomy places the organism in Eukaryota, Metazoa, Chordata, Mammalia, Rodentia, Caviidae. The coding region runs from base 192 to 1748 and encodes 518 amino acids. The record is from RefSeq and is a predicted model, not a curated record. The transcript has 11 exons. Gene Ontology annotation, molecular function: protein kinase activity; ATP binding. Gene Ontology annotation, biological process: protein phosphorylation.